Messenger RNA from Penicillium antarcticum, 2610 nucleotides. RefSeq lists its product as uncharacterized. Bases 1 to 2610 code for a protein of 869 amino acids. NCBI's taxonomy places the organism in Eukaryota, Fungi, Ascomycota, Eurotiomycetes, Eurotiales, Aspergillaceae. The record is from RefSeq and is a predicted model, not a curated record. The transcript is spliced from 2 exons.
AUGUUGGAGCAGCCCCGCAGGUCGCGUCGAUCGUCGAUCACUGAACAUCUCAACCGCGUGUUUAACAAGUCCCAGGAGAAACGCUACAGUUCUUAUGGUGACAUUGUGCCUCCGGCUGUGCGUCGUGAGGCAUUUGGGCACGAAAAGAGAGCAAGCGAACAUUCGUGGAACACGCGCUCGUUGAACGAUGACACUGGUCCAAGUUCAACUUCCUAUUGUUCCAUGCACUCUCGUUUGCCUUCUACUGGCACACCUGGCUCUAGCCCAUCAGUCGCACCGGUUGGAGCCCCUGAAGAUGACACGCCAACUCAGCCAAUGACACCGCUGGCCAUUAGCAAAUCCAACGAUGGAGACAAGAUCUGCAAAUCCCCAACCUGGGAUACAAGCAAAAAGGAAAAACGCGUCACAAAGCGAUUGGAGGCUGAGAGGAAGGAACUCGAGAAGCGUUUGCAAGCCCUCGAGGAGGCUCAACUCAAUGUAGACCAUGGAAUCUACGACAGGAAUUCCCGUCGACUGACCAAGAAGCAACCUGUCAGCACCUCGAGCAGAUCUUCCAGUGCAAACAGGGAACGAUACCGAUCGUCUAGCUUCUCUUCGCUUUUUAGACGCUCUCGUUCAAACUCCAAUGCCAGUGAUACCGACUUCAAGUGUGCCGAUGCCAGCCAGCUUCGAACAGAUACUAAUCCCCCAUCUCUACCUUUGACUCUGCCAGAAAGAUUUGGCACAGCCAUCACUCGAGAGCUGGCUUCGAAACACGGCACAUCUUUGAAUCUAUCCGCCCACCAGCAAAAGCAGAACCAGCAGAACCCAAUGAACUCGGCAAAUUCAAUGCAACGCCGACUGGCCCUGCAUUCGGCAGCCAAGUCUGAUGACCUUCGCGAGAGUUGGAAAAUGGCCGAGGCAUGGAAGACAAAGAAUGACGAAAAUGUUCCAAAUCCGCUAAUGCCUGAGCAGACACAGGGCAAUGUCAGUGGCUUGCCUAAAUCCCCACACGGUGCUCAAGGUAGCGAGAAUACUAUCCCGCGUGACUUGGAUCGUGAGCAGUUCUCUGCGGUGCUGAAACACGAUCGGAAGAGUGCUCCAGUGAAGGACCACUCCCUUGAGCGUCUCAAUCAGAAUGAUCGCUCAACCAGGGUUGUCAGCAUGCCAAUAUCGAAAACCUCCACACAAGCUGACCUUCAUCAGCAUGCAUCGCCCGUUCUCAAAGUGUCCACAGCGCGGCAGCUGCAGGCAAUCCCCCCUCCAGAAACUAUAGAGAGUGUAUCAAGUUCAUCUGCUGCAUCAACCGUUGCAUCAAAUCAUCCUCUCAACCUGAUGCAUGCAAACUCUACAGGGAACCUUGUCAAACCAGUUCGGUUGGACCCCAAUACCCAUACUCAACCAAAGAUCUACAAAUCUUCCCCUCUUGCUUUGAACCCUGCAACCACGGACGACAUGGCUCAGAGAAAUUCUAGGAUCCCAAAGGCACCGACAAUGUCAGAUCUCCAUGCCAACGCAUCGCAGCAAGCACGAUACCCCCUUCAGCCACUUCAGCGUGAUGACGCUCGAGGGAGAAGUCGCUUGCCUACAUCUUCUGGUACCAGCCAGCAGAGUCGAUUCAAGGAAAACUUUCAUGAGGGUCCAGAAUCAUCUGAACCGCCACAGAUACCGACCAAAAGUAAACGGCGAAGUCAAGACAGCUGGAGGCAAUCAACUGCUUCAAUUGAUAAUGGUUCACCGCAUGCAUCAAAAGACGGUCCAGCUCCUUUCAAGGUGGCUGUUGUCCAAUCUCCUUUCCACACGGGUAAUUCUUCCUCUGAUGAGAAAUCUCAUACGUCCUCCGACAAGGAGAACAAACGGACAUCCAAAAACCUGUCCGAUGGUAACUCUGUUCCUGCAAGAUCUCCCCGUCGAAGCUCUUACAAUUCGAAUGAUACAUUGGGGAACCAGGAGAAGCAAAGGGGACCUGGAGGAUUCAUUUCAGGGCAUAACCGCACGCCGUCAUACACUUCUUCCCAUGAUGGACAUUCGAACUACGAUACUGCGGAUGAGGAUGCGGCUGAUUCUCCCGGAUUGCACCGCGACCCACUGAAUCGCGUGGAAACUCAGCCCGAGGCCACCACGGAGACGACUCCCAAAGACCUCCCUGCAAGUCGACCGCCUCAACAUGGCAGCCAACUCAGUGACCAACCUGAUACUCCUCCGCUCAAAAACGGCCCUAUGAGUAGUUUGAAAGGAAGGUCCCAAAAGAACAAACCGCCUCGCAUACCCCAAACCAUCGCCAAAAUCUUCGUUAUCUGCUGCCGCUGCAAAUACUGGCAAGACAUGCCUUCCGACGUCUACGCCCGACUUGCCUGCCCAGAACGUCUUGGUACAGAGUUUAAGCUUGGUCGAUCCCGUUCAAAGAAGCAUAAUGUGCUCAUCCCAAACCACAGUAAUAACCGGCGACACUCUGGCUCACAAACAUUCGGAAACCUUUCUAUUUCCCGUGGCUCUCGGACUACACCUGAUUUACGCCCAGCUCCUCUUUCGCCUCAUAAAGUUACUUGCUGCUGGUGUGGUCACAACAUGAGCCGGUCUUGCUGUGAGGGAUGGACUACAAUUGUUGAGAUGCGCGAGCGUCAUCAUUGA